AUGUACCUCAGGGGAAAGGAGAUUAAAAAUGUGACCUCCAUCCAUUCAGCUUUGUUGGAUUUCUUAGAUUUUUUGAAAGCUCUCCCCAAUCCUAUUCUUGUUGGUCAUAAUGCAGCAUCGUUUGAUAUACCUAUCCUUACAAACAGAUUGAGAGAGUUCCAGUUAUGCUCGUCAUUUGCCAAUGUUGUAAAAGGAUAUAUGGACACUCUUAGGUUAGCAAGACGCUUGUUUCCCAAGAAGGAGGUUGGAUCUCACAGCCAAGAAUCGUUGGUAAGGAAGUUCCUUGGGAUGUCGUAUGAGGCACACAAUGCAGUUUUUGAUGUGAAAGCCCUCCAAGACUUGUUUAACUUAAAAAUGAGUGCAAAGUGGUCAGUUGACGAUGUGUUCAGUAUGAACUUUUUAUCUUGUAAAAAGUCUUAUGACACCUUGGUAAGCAAGAAAGCCAUGAACAAAUUAUCAGCUGAGAAAUUGUCCAAAAAUGGUAUCCAUUUCAAUCACUUGAAACUGGCAUACAGCAGGAAUGCUAUCUCUGGAGUGAAAGUAAUUUUAUGUGAAAAUAAAAUACAGAAAUGUUUCAUUUCCAACAUUGUCAGAUGUAUUCAAAAAGAAGAGUGA
Molecule: messenger RNA, 615 nt
Organism: Pecten maximus
Lineage: Eukaryota; Metazoa; Mollusca; Bivalvia; Pectinida; Pectinidae
Exons: 1
Coding region: 1-615 (204 amino acids)
Biological process (GO): DNA catabolic process
Cellular component (GO): cytoplasm
Molecular function (GO): nucleic acid binding; 3'-5'-DNA exonuclease activity
Source: RefSeq, a predicted model, not a curated record